Plasmodium knowlesi strain H is the source of this 1935-nucleotide messenger RNA. RefSeq names its product PUB domain-containing protein, putative. The coding region runs from base 1 to 1935 and encodes 644 amino acids. The transcript has a single exon. Lineage: Eukaryota; Apicomplexa; Aconoidasida; Haemosporida; Plasmodiidae. The record is from RefSeq and is a predicted model, not a curated record.
AUGAAAUUUGAAGAAUGCGUACAGCUAUUAAGAGAAAAAUUUCCACAUGUCGAUCCAAAAUUGAUUGAAGAUAAAACAAAGUUGUAUUUGAUCAACAAGGCAGAAGCAUGUCUUCCUCAGGAGGAGAAAGAUUUCCAAAUAGAUGACAACUCGGUGGAAGAAUUGUGCAGGAUCUUUUAUGCAGAGGGUGGGGGGAAAAAAAAACAUGUGGACUCCCACCCAGAUAAGGUGCACAGGGAAGAUGCUGCGCAUAGCAAAGAGGGAGACAGAAGACAGGAAGAUAAUUCAUCGGGUUAUAAUAAGGAAAGUUCAGAGUCAUUGGUGCAACUGGGAGUGGGAGUGAAAAGAGACCAACCAAUCGAUGUAGUACAUGAAAGACCACACCUCAGUAACGAAGAACUCACGACAAAGGACAAAAAUACUACAAAAAAUCUCACACGGUUAAACAGGGCUUGUAACCCAGGAAUUCUGGAGGCUGAUCAGUUUAGCCCUACACAGAAGGACCUUUUUGGAGGGGGAACCUCUGAGGGCAGUAGCAAUGAGUUAAUGAAAACUGGAAGAGACGGAAAGAAGGGGGCGAGAGAGGACUCGGGAGGUGAUACCAGAUGGGGAGGAGAAAAUACUACAAAUGGUCAUCAAGCUGAGGGACAAAACGAUAUUAUGAAUAGGGCAGCAAAUAAGGAGAAAAAUGGGGAGGAAGAUUAUACCUCCAAGGGAGCUUUAAAUAGCCAGACGAACAAAGUGGAAAAGAGGGAAGAUGCCUUAGGAAACGAAACAGAGAAAGAGAAUAUCGCUGGAAUGCGAACUUCCCAAGCAAUAGGGAAGGACAUUUCCGAAAAGGUCAACACAUUGGAAACACCCAACUUGGCUGACGCGCCCAGUGCCACCUUGUUCGAAGUUAUCUUCCGAAAAUCCCUGCUAGAAAAUGACAACAUAAAACGGAACAUAUCAUCAAAGAACUUCUACAUAAUAGGAGAAGACAUGCUCGUGAACAUCACGAUAAUCCUCGACCGAGUUAUAUCGGAGCUGAUUAAUCAUUAUAGAAUAAAAAAAUUGGCUCCAAGUGAACAGGAACAACAUUUUGAAAAUUAUUUCAAAGUGGUAUACAAAUUAUUGACUAAUAUAAGUUACAAUUCGAAAGAGGAAAAAUAUAAAAUUAUAAAAUUCACUAACACUCAAAUUAGGACGUCUUUUUUAACAAAUUGUGAAAUUUUUAAUUUAACAAAAUUGUUAUUUGAAAUAUUAAAUUUUAAUACAAGUAGUAGUUACGGGCUAGCUAUUUCCUUUCCCAGUCAAGAAUCCAUUGCAAGGCCCGAAGAAAUGGGAAAAGACAUCGCAUCGUCAUCUUGCUAUGUAGAUAUAGUGUGGAAAUUUGAAGAACCCUUUAGCGAUAAAGAAUCCAUACUGUUCGAAUUUGUCCUGACCUGCGUCAAUAUAAUCAUGGUUAUGAUAAAUAAGAAAGUCCCAAGCAUUCGAAUGAGUAACGAAAAAAUAUUUGCAUCCGAUGGGAAAACAGAACAGAGAUUAUCACAAGAAAGUGAAAUUUCCAAAAAGUACUUUGAAGACCCGAAGAAGUAUCUGGAAAAAUUAUCAAAUAAUAUUUCCCCCAUAAAUAACAAACUGCUAAUUAUUCAUGAGAAGAACAAACAAGAACAGCAGGCCUUGAGUGACAUUCGUAAAUUGCACAAUGAGAAAUAUGCGGUACAUAAAAAUUAUGGAAAAGGUAGUUUUGCAGGUGGAAAAAACUCACAUGGCAUAUCCAACCGGAAUAAUACGUCCGCAGCGGGAAAGAUUUGCAAUGUGAAUGAAAAAAAAAAUAAUAAUUCUGCGGAUAAUCGUUAUUGUAAUAACAAAGAAUUGGGAGAUAAAAAUAGCUUACAGAAGGGCACCAAGAAGAUAAAGCAUUUUUUUAAAAAUUUAUUUAAAAAAGGAUAA